GCUGUUAUGAAUGUUCUCCUUUUUGGCUUCCUGCUGCACAGUGUCCAUUGUGAGGACUUUAGUGUCUCUCUGCCACAACAACUGGAGGCUGUGCGUGGAUCCUGUUUGACUAUACCCUGCUCCUUUACAGUACGGGAUAACUAUAAUAAACAAUUGCACAGUGGAUGUAGAGCAGAAUGGAGAGAUGCCAACAAUGUCCAGACAACAGUAGAAUUCACAAGACCAACAACAGGAGACUUAACCCAGAAGAACUGCACCACAACAGUGUAUGACAUCACUGAGCAGCAGGGACGAAGAGUUUGGUUCAGACUGGACUGUGACAAUCCUCUGAAAUGGACAUUUACAGAUAAAACACUGAACAUUACAGUGAAUGAAGUCCCACCCACACCUACCCUGACUCCGCCCACUGUGAGUGUGAGUGAGGGGCAGUCAGUGAGUGUGCAGUGCUCUGUUCCUGUCCCGUGUCUGUCUCCCACUCCCACUUUGAUAUGGAGCCCUGUCCUGGGGCACAUUCAGGAGACUCUGCAGGAGCAACCGGACAAGACCUAUGUCAAAGUGUCCACUCUCAACUUCACUGUUUCUGACCCAGAGACAAGCCUAUCAUGUUCUGCAGUCCACAGCAGGGUUGAUGGGACGACUGUGUCAAGUGCUGUUGCUACAGCUCAGGUCAUGUGUCCACAGUGUCAUAAGUUUAGUGUCUCUCUACCACCAAACAUAAAGGCUCUGCAAGGAUCAUGUGUGACAAUACCCUGUUCUUUUCAAGUCGAGAACAAAUAUAAAACCAACUUGGACAGUGGAUGUAAAGUUGUAUGGAGAGAUAUUACUGAGAAUACACUUUUAAAUACAAGACAAACUGGAGAUAUAACCCAGAACAGCUGCUCCACAACUUUUCAUGACAUUGGUCAUCAACACAACCAAACAUAUUUCUUCAGAGUGGAAUGUGACAAUUUACUGAAAUAUACCUUUAGAGAGGCAGGUGUGAAUCUACAAGUCACAGAAGCCCCUCCCACACCUACACUUACUCCGCCCACUGUGAGUGUGAGUGAGGGGCAGUCAGUGAGUGUGCAGUGCUCUGCUCCUGUCCCGUGUCUGUCUCCCACUCCCACUUUGACAUGGAGCCCUGUCCUGGGGCACAUUCAGGAGACUCUGCAGAAGCAACCGGACAAGACCUAUGUCAAAGUGUCCACUCUCAACUUCACUGCUUGUCCUCUCCACCAUAAAACAAACCUCUCAUGCUCUGCAGUUUACAGCAGGGAAGAUGGUACACAUGUAUUGUCUCCAAGUGCCCAGAUUACUCUUGAUAUUACAUAUCAACCUAGAAACACCAGAGUGACAGUGAGUCCCUCUGGUCCAGUGACAGAGCACAGUAAUAUGUCACUGAGCUGCAGCAGUGAUGCCAACCCAGCUGUACAGCACUACCACUGGUAUAAAGCUGAUGGAGGAACUCACACUCUGAUCGGAAACUCAUCUGUUUUAAACAUGAAAGCCUCCAGAGAUACUACUGCUAUUUUUUGUGAAGCACAAAAUGAACUUGGAACUGAUAAUUCUACUGUCACUGACUUGGAUGUACAGUUCCCUGCACAGAUCCUGAGCUCCUCAAACUGCCCUGGAGACUCAGCCCGGAUGAGCUGUGUGUGUGAGACUGAGGGGAACCCCUUUCCCCUGAUACAGUGGAGUUUGCCUGAAAUAUCCUCCAACCACUCCAUCAGCAGUGAACCUCUGAGUGACAAAGCUCUAAGAAGUGUCAUCACUGUUAUUAAACCUCAGUGGAGAGAUCCAGUCACUUUGGUCUGUCACAGCAGCAACUCUCUGGGAUCUCAGAAACAAAGGUUUAGUGCUCUUGCUGUCCUCUAUCGACCCUUAAACACCAGAGUGACAGUGAGUCCCUCUGGUCCAGUGACAGAACACAGUAAUAUGUCACUGAGCUGCAGCAGUGAUGCCAACCCAGCUGUACAGCACUACCACUGGUAUAAAGCUGAUGGAGGAACUCACACUCUGAUCGGAAACUCAUCUGUUUUAAACAUGAAAGCCUCCAGAGAUACUACUGCUAUUUUCUGUGAGGCUCAGAAUGAACUUGGGACUGAUAAUUCUACUGUUAUUCAUCUGGAUGUACAAUUCCCUGCACAGAUCCUGAGCUCUUCAAACUGCUCUGGAGACUCAGCCCAGAUGAGCUGUGUGUGUGAGACUGAGGGGAACCCCUUUCCCCUGAUACAGUGGAGUUUGCCUGAAAUAUCCUCCAACCACUCCAUCAGCAGUGAGCCUCUGAGUGACAAAGCUCUACGAAGUGUCAUCACUGUUAUUAAACCUCAGUGGAGAGAUCCAGUCACUUUGGUCUGUCACAGCAGCAACUCUCUGGGAUCUCAGAAAAGGCGACAUUAUACACAUGAAUUUCAACAAGCAGGAGCUGAAAUUGAAGUGAAAAGUCUGCUCCUCAUAAGCAUUAUUAUUAUUCUACUGGCCCUGAUGUGUGUUCUGUUGUAUGUGAUCAGAACUCAAAAUAUUCGUCUUAAGUGUCGGUCUGAUGAUGUCGCCUUGAACCCAAUACCACUGUCAAAUGAGUCACAGGUGGAGACUCAGAUGGGCUUUUAUGCCAGUACAAAUGAGAUGGUGCCCCAGGCUGAGUCAAACAUAUAUGCCAACGCAAAUGAGUUGAGAGCAGAAGAGCAGGCAAAGAGCAGUGCACCAAACUGUAACAAAGAAAAUAUCCAGGCCUCUGACAGUGGCCAGGACAAUGCCCUUUAUUCCAUAGUGAACUGGAAGACCAGAAGCAAGAAGAAGGUGCAAGAGACUGCGGCUAACACAGAUCCUCCAUGUAGCUCCUAUCUGGAGGAGGAGAGGAGCAUUGUGGGAGACAGAGGCAGAUUUUGUGUCUCUGAAAAGCUGGUAGAAUGUGAAUAUGCCCAAGUUAAAUUUAAACCAAAGAAGCAGGUGCAAUAGACUUGCUCUAUGAAAUAAAUGUAUUGAUUUAAUUUUACACUGAUCCCCACCUAAGAUAGAAGUUGUUGGGGAGUGUAUAAAAUGUAUAUUGUGAAAUUGUAUUAUGUCACCAAUGGCUUUAUG
Messenger RNA from Periophthalmus magnuspinnatus, 3060 nucleotides. Its product is annotated as vascular cell adhesion protein 1-like. The coding region runs from base 7 to 2937 and encodes 976 amino acids. The transcript has 13 exons. The record is from RefSeq and is a predicted model, not a curated record. Lineage: Eukaryota; Metazoa; Chordata; Actinopteri; Gobiiformes; Gobiidae.